Truncatella angustata is the source of this 426-nucleotide messenger RNA. RefSeq lists its product as uncharacterized. Lineage: Eukaryota; Fungi; Ascomycota; Sordariomycetes; Amphisphaeriales; Sporocadaceae. The record is from RefSeq and is a predicted model, not a curated record. The coding region runs from base 1 to 426 and encodes 141 amino acids. The transcript has a single exon.
AUGCUCGUGCUACAAUUCGCCGCCAUCGGUCUUCUGACCUCGGGCGCGAAGGCAGGCCAGGCCCGAGGGACCUGGCUGAGCGGAAGCCAGUACACCAAUAAAUGCGGCGACACGACCUGGGAUAUGGGCACCAGCGCCACGUCGCCGCUGGCGAGCGACUGCGAUGCCCUGGUCAAGUGGAUGGAGGGCGGCACGGGCGGCGUCAUGCUGUCGGGCUUGAAGACCGACGGGCCCAACCUCGUCCACCGCGAGGGCAGCUGCUCGUUCAUGGUGACGCCCGAGAGCGCCGGCCCGUUCUACGUCGGCCGCGACGACAUGGCGGACCUGGUGCGCGACUCCGUCGCCCGGUGGGCGAGGGACGGGAGGGUCGGGGGCGGCGGUGCCACGCGGUGUGGGGACAUGUCGAUUACGUGGUCGGUCGGCUAG